Molecule: messenger RNA, 903 nt
Organism: Podospora bellae-mahoneyi
Lineage: Eukaryota; Fungi; Ascomycota; Sordariomycetes; Sordariales; Podosporaceae
Exons: 2
Coding region: 1-903 (300 amino acids)
Biological process (GO): S-adenosylmethionine biosynthetic process
Cellular component (GO): methionine adenosyltransferase complex
Molecular function (GO): methionine adenosyltransferase regulator activity
Source: RefSeq, a predicted model, not a curated record
AUGGCCACCGACGGUUCCAAUGGCGCCCAAAGCAACCGCUUCUUGAUCUGGGGCGGCGAGGGUUGGGUGGCAGGACAUCUCAAGACCCUUCUUGAGAAGGACGGCAAGGAGGUGCACAUGACAACGAUCCGAAUGGAGAACCGCGAAUCUGUUCUCGCCGAGCUCGACCGGGUCAAGCCCACUCAUGUGCUGAACGCGGCUGGGUGCACUGGGCGGCCCAACGUGGACUGGUGCGAGGACAACCAAGAGGCUACCAUCAGGUCCAAUGUGAUCGGCACCCUGAACCUCACCGACUGCUGCUUCCUCCGCGGCAUUCACUGCACCGUAUUUGCAACCGGCUGCAUCUACCAGUACGAUGAGGCACACCCCUGGGAUGGCCCAGGUUUCCUCGAGACCGACCCGGCCAACUUUGCGGGGAGCUUCUACUCCAUGACCAAGGCCCACGUUGAAGAGGUCAUGAAGCACUACAACAACUGCCUCAUUCUUCGACUCCGGAUGCCAGUGUCGGACGACUUGCACCCCCGCAACUUUGUCACCAAGAUCGCCAAAUACGAGCGUGUGGUGGACAUCCCCAACAGCAACACGAUUCUGAGCGACCUGCUGCCGGCUAGCAUCCUGAUGGCCGAGCACAAAGAGCUGGGCAUCUACAACUUUACGAACCCUGGUGCCAUCUCCCACAACGAGGUGCUCACCCUGUUCCGCGACAUUGUGCGCCCCUCGUUUAGCUGGAAGAACUUUAGCCUCGAGGAGCAAGCCAAGGUGAUCAAGGCAGGCCGAAGCAACUGCAAGCUUGAUACCACGAAAUUGGUCAACAAGCUGAAGGAGUAUGGGUAUGAGAUUCCCGAGAUUCACGAAGCCUACCGAAAGUGCUUUGAGCGCAUGAAGGCUGCGGGUGUCCAGUAA